Molecule: messenger RNA, 1518 nt
Organism: Monoraphidium neglectum
Lineage: Eukaryota; Viridiplantae; Chlorophyta; Chlorophyceae; Sphaeropleales; Selenastraceae
Exons: 9
Coding region: 1-1518 (505 amino acids)
Source: RefSeq, a predicted model, not a curated record
AUGGUCCACACCCUGCGCCACGCCGCGGCCAAGGCCAUUGACGAACUGGGGCUCAACACCCCAGGGGCCGCCCUGCUGGUCACCGGCUGGGCCGACAUGAGGCCCGACUGGCGGGAGCGCUACACGCGGCCGGAGGACUACCUCGAGCCGUUUGGGGAGGACGACACCAACGUCUGGACGGCUCUGGUGGCCCAGGACGAGGCUGACGAGGCGGCGGACCCGCUGCCGCUCAGCGGCUACUACAAUUUUGACAACGACACAUUCGACCUCUCAAGGUUCAACCCCGCCACUCGCUGCUCUGGGGCGGCCAACGGGGAGGCGACCGUCUUUAUCGCGGGAGUCAGCGGCGCGCCACCGCUCGUGCGCGGCGGCGCCGCCCUGCAGCAGGCGGCCGAGGUCGGCCUCUCGCCGGCCGCCCUGGCGCGCCACCUCGUCAACGCGGCGGCGGCCGCCGCGGCCGCCGCGGCGGGCGGCAGCGCGGCGGCGACGCUGCUGCCGGUGCCGGCGCCGGCGGUGGACGUGACGCAGUCCUUCACAUGGAGUCACGAGACUGGCGCCAACCGGCCGGUGAAUGACUUGCAGGCGGAGCUGGAGGAGUGGCAGAGGACCGGCCUGACCCCCGGUGACCUGUACGACCCCUGCCCCUGGACACACGUCGAGCCCGACACCGCAACAAGCCUGCCCGCGCCCCUGGCGGUCAUUGUUCCGCCCUACGAGGCCACCUGCACCGCGCUCAGCGGCCAGGAGCCCGAGGAGUGGACGCCAGAGUUUGACGACCGCACCCAGGAGGAGAUUCACGCCGAGCGCCUGGCGGCGUCGGGCAUGACCCCCGAGCAGGCCGAGGCCCGGGAGCUGCUGCUCAGCAAGUUCUGGGAUCGAUCCCUGCCCGGGCCGCGGGACUUGAUGGAGGCGGCGUACGGGCCGUCUGACAUGCCUGGGGGGGUGAUCCGGCCGUCGGAGCGGACGGAGGAGCAGCAGAGGGAGAUGGACCGCCCCACCGGCCUGCUGGCCGAGGCGUUCGGCCUCGCGCGCCCCGACGACCCGCCAAACGACCCCUGGGCGGCCUGGGGCCCCGGCGUGCUGUGGGACGACGCCAGCGAUAUUGCCGCCGAGGCGGACCCCUCCUCACCCGAGUGGGCAUCCGCCGCGCUCGCCGGCGGCGCGGGCGCGGCCUCGGAUGCCCUAUACCGCGCGGGCGGCGCGCCGGCGCUCGACGCGCGGCCGGCGGCCAGCGCGAGCGGGGGGCGGGAGGACGAUGUGUCAGACACGCCCGUGCCGGAGGGCGCGACGCUCGCAGACCUGGUGACGGCGGUGCUGGACGCGCCCGCGCCCGGCAGCAGCAGCGGCGUGCCAGAGAGCUGGCUGGCCGCGCUGGAGCGGGUGCCGCCGACGGCGCUGGGGCUGGAAGGUGCGUCGGGAGGGGCCUGGGUGCACCAGGCGCGGCCGCAGCAGACGGUGCGGCCUGCAAACGGGAACGGCCCCACGGGCCUGAGUGUGCUGUGCCGCUGGGGCGGGUAG